CCCUACUAUCGAUAUUAAUCUUCUGUAGAGGUAACAUUGCGCUUAAUUUAACAAUCAUCUCUAACUUAAAAGUAGCGGUACUUUCAAUUUUUGAAUUUACAAUGUGCGAUUCGGAUUAUGGUAUUUGUCCAUAUAAUAAAUCGCAUCGUAUCGUCCUAUUCAGAAUGCCCGGUCACAUAAUAAAGUGUAUGCGCAAGUACAAGGGGCCCCCAUUGAUAAUUUGCAAAUAUAAUGCAACCCAUCGCAUGCCAGCUGAGCAAAUGGAACAGCAUCUGGAAGAAUGUGCAGACUAUCAAAAAUUUAAUGCGUAUGAAAAUUUACAAAAAGCGCUGGAGGCACGUAAAUCGCCGCAACGUGCCUAGUAACCGAAAGCAACAUCUUUUGAUAUAAAAGAAACAGAAAGGAAGUACAAUUAUAGAAGAGUAAUGGUAAUUGCUUAUCAGUUACGAAUAUUUGAUAAAGGGCUCUUUUUAAUUGUUUCAAAUAUCUAGAAAGGAAACACUAUAUACAAGAAAUAGAUUGCCCGUUGCACUUAACCUUUCAGAAUAAAACACAAAUACUUAUAUACAGGUUCUAAACAUUA
This is a messenger RNA of Drosophila hydei, 583 nucleotides long. RefSeq names its product gametocyte-specific factor 1 homolog. Lineage: Eukaryota; Metazoa; Arthropoda; Insecta; Diptera; Drosophilidae. The transcript is spliced from 2 exons. The record is from RefSeq and is a predicted model, not a curated record. The coding region runs from base 102 to 362 and encodes 86 amino acids.